Messenger RNA from Bicyclus anynana (squinting bush brown), 857 nucleotides. RefSeq names its product protein lethal(2)essential for life-like. The record is from RefSeq and is a predicted model, not a curated record. NCBI's taxonomy places the organism in Eukaryota, Metazoa, Arthropoda, Insecta, Lepidoptera, Nymphalidae. Bases 102 to 644 code for a protein of 180 amino acids. The transcript has a single exon. Gene Ontology annotation, molecular function: protein folding chaperone. Gene Ontology annotation, biological process: protein refolding; response to heat.
CGUCAGAUUAAAUUCAAACUUGGAACUGAACGUUCAAAGCGCUAACAAGCGAACUAACUCUACGUGAUUUUGCUGUGUGAUAUCAACCUUUAAAAUUCAAGAUGUCUCUUAUUCCGUACUUCUUCGAAGAGUUUCGUCCACGCCGCCUGAUGGACCAGCAUUUCGGCUUGGCGUUGACACCUGACGACUUGCUAACAGCUGUUGCUGCUGGUCCGCUCUUCAACCGAGACUACUACCGUCCUUGGCGUCAUCUCCAGGCGGCUGCCAGAGACCUGGGUUCUAGCAUCAAGGCGGACGCUGAUAAAUUCCAGAUCAACCUCGACGUCCAGCACUUCGCACCAGAAGACAUCAGCGUAAAAACCGUCGACGGAUACAUCGUAGUUGAAGGUAAACACGAGGAGAAGCAAGACCAACAUGGCUACAUUUCCCGCCAAUUUGUUAGAAGAUACGCAUUGCCGGAAGGUACUUUACCUGAGACUGUCGAGUCUAAGCUUUCUUCCGACGGAGUUUUGACGAUCACCGCACCGAGGAAAGUUCCAGAAGCUAUUAAAGGAGAAAGAAAAGUUAGCAUUGCGCAGACAGGACCAGUUCGGAAGGAAAUUAAAGAUCAGAACGAGGGUACCAACGAGAAAGCUGCGAAGUAAAUGCUUCGAUUAAUUAGUGUCGUGCAGUUAAUUUGUGUUUUAGGUUAAGGGUAAUCCAUUAUCCAAAGACUUUGGCAGUGCCAUUUUGAGACUGAUCCUUUUUACUUUUGUGAUAUUGUAACUUCUCAAGUUUAGGUUUGUGUUCAGAAAUACAGAGUAUUACGUACCAUAGACUUGAAAGUUAAGUUUAAUAAAUUUUAUCUCACGUAUAAA